Molecule: messenger RNA, 340 nt
Organism: Staurois parvus
Lineage: Eukaryota; Metazoa; Chordata; Amphibia; Anura; Ranidae
Source: the annotation of a GenBank genome assembly
CUGAUUUACGUAAAGCGCUAUGGCCCAUGGUGGAAGUCAACAAUCGGCAAUACAUACAAAAUGGUGUGCAUCUCUGACCCGGCCAUCUUUGAAAAGGUGGUGCGACAGGAGGGCAAAUAUCCGGUCAGGAAUGAAAUCGACCUGUGGAAGACCCACCGAGAACUGCGCAAUCUGGCCCGUGGGCCAAUCACUGAGGAAGGGCACAAAUGGCACGCCUGCGCACCAUCCUGAACAAGAGGAUGCUGAAGCCGUCUGAAGCCAAGAGCUACGCCGGGAGCAUCAACGACAUUGUUUCGGAUUUCAUGGUCAGACUGCAGGACUUGAGCAAAGAGAGUCCCAC